AGAUUGCUGGGAAACGAAACUGAACCGGGUAAUAGAUCGCGUCGCCGAAGUGCGAGUUUACACUCAUCCGUAGAAGAUGACGAAUAAGGACGUUCUACGGCAAUAUCAGACAUAUAUCACAAAUAUUAUCCAGCCAUCAUGUAUACUACCCCUGGUUGAAUUUCUGAAUGACCAUGAGGGUCAAAUCCAGACCGUAGAGGACCAAAAGGGCCUGACCGAGGCAGCCACUCUGAUGAUGUCAUUGAUUUAUGACCUCCCAGAGACCCAAGGCUGGUUUCGCAUGCUCCUGGAUGGCUUCAGCAAUGCAGGUUACUCUACCCUUGCUGAAGCCAUUGAAUCCAAUGACUUUGCUGACAUAGAGAAGGCAGCAAUUCACAAAGAGGAGGUGAGGAAGCUCAGGGUCAUGCUGGCGAAUCAGCUAAAGCCCCUGGACAUUCUGCCAUACAUGCAUGAGGUACUGCUGCCAUCCCAGAGGGAGAGGGUUGAGCGGAUAACUGAACUGAAGGGAAUGGUGCGUGGAACUCAUACACUGCUGGAUUUCCUGCUCAGAACAGAUAAUCCCCGGUGGUACAGUUGCUUCCUGGAUGCCCUGAGGAAGGGUAGAUUUGAUCAAGUGGUGAAUGUUCUGGAUGACCAGAAUGGCAAUGCAUCUGAGCAAAGUGGUGUUGAUGGCAAGGAAGAGGCAUUGGAGGAAAUGGAAAUUUCUUUCAGCGAGGAAGCAGGUCCCUCCAAUCUCUUUGCCAGUGCAGAUGCUGGAAAAGAUGGGUGCCAACCAACAUCAAACUAUGAUGCGCCUUCUUCUGUGGCACUGCGAAACUACCAACUAGAAUUAGCUGAACCAGCUCUGAAGGGCAAGAACACUAUUAUAUGUGCUCCAACAGGCUCAGGGAAAACGAUGGUUGCCAUGGAGAUCUGCAGGCAUCACUUGGAGCAGAGCACAGAGGAGAGGGGGCGGAAAGUAGUGUUCCUGGCCAACACUAUCCCACUGUGCCAACAGCAGAUGGAAAUGUUUCAAAAGUACUUUGAGAACACAGACGUUGGAGUGACCGGUCAUUUUGGGGACGAUGCCAACCCAAUAGCUAUCCGUGUUUCAGUGGAGACUUGUGAGAUCAUAGUGAUGACACCAAAGCUUCUUGAGAUUAACCUUCAAGAUGGAACAAUCCCUGGACUCUCAACAUUCACCCUCAUUUUCUUUGAUGAAUGCCACCACACCAUGAAGAACCACGCCUAUAAUGCAAUCAUGAAGAUGUACUUGGACAUCAAGCUGGGUCAUGAACCAACACCACUCCCACAGAUUGUGGGUCUGACAGCCUCUGUUGGAGUGGGCAAGUCCAAGAAUGAGCGGGAUGCCAGAGAGCACAUCUACCAGUUGUGUGCCAACCUGGACACUGACACCAUCUCCACUGUGAGACAGAAUGAGGGAGAGCUUAGUUCCCAUGUCUUUGUUCCAGAUAAAGAUACUAGAAUUGCCAAGCGCCGUGUCGCCAACCCUUUCAUGGAUAUUGUGUUGGAACUGAUGGCCCAUGUAGAAUCCCUUGCAAACAAUACCUACAACAUUGACUCCCUGUCCAAGAUCCCACGUAGCACACGUGGGAGCCAGUCUUAUGAGCAAUGGAUUGUGGAGGUCCAGAGGAACUGCAAGGUUCUGAGGCUGGACAAUGAGGAUGAAGAGAAAAAGGUCUGCAGAAAGCUGGUGACCUGUGCAGAGCACCUUAGGAAAUACAACGACUGCCUGAUCAUAUCAGAAGACGCUCGGGUAAAAGAUGCUUUCAAAUAUCUGCAGGAGCAUUUUGACAACUUGGAUCCAGAAUAUUUCGAUGAGACUGAUGAGAAACUGGUGAACUAUUUCGAAGAGAAGAAGGCCAAGUUGAAAAAUGUUGCGAAUGACAAUGGUAUGGACAAUCCCAAGCUGUCCGAGCUGCAGCUGGUCUUUGAGGAGCAGUACAGGUUCAAACCUGAAACUCGCACCAUCCUGUUUGUCAAGACCAGGGCACUAGCAGAGGCAAUUAAAGAAUGGGUUUUGGAAACACCUACUCUAACUCAUCUCAGACCAAAGGUUCUCAUUGGACGUAGAAAAACUGACAAAGUUGAAGGAAUGUCCCUGUCCAAUCAGAAAGCCGCCCUGGACGCCUUUCAGGAAGGUGGCAGCAAGCUGCUGAUUGCCACUUCUGUGGCAGACGAGGGCAUCGACAUUGCCAGCUGCAACCUGGUACUGCUCUAUGACUACGUGGGCAAUGUCAUCAAAAUGGUGCAGACCAGAGGCCGUGGCAGAGCAAAGGACAGCCUCUGCAUCCUGAUCACCAGCAACUCAGAAAGUGCCACUAAGGAGCAGAUCAAUAUCAUACAUGAGAAGAUGAUGUAUGAUGCUAUAAAGAGCAUACAGAGAAUCGACCACACCCAGUUCCUGGCCAAGGUGAACAAAAUGCAGACAAUCAUGAAGAAAACAUACGAUAUCGAGAGACAGAUGGCCCAAAUCAGGAGUCAGGAAACGGACCCCUUUGUGCUGCUGUGCGGAAAAUGCCGAAAAUUUGCAUGCAAUACAAAAGAUAUCAGAGUCAUUAAGAACGCUCACCGGGUCGUCAUCAACAAAGAUUUCAUCGACCUCUGCAAUGUCACACCGCACCCGAAACCAAAGAAAUAUGAUGAUAUGGAAAUGAAACGCAAGAUAGCCUGCAAAGACUGCAACCGUGACUGGGGCAUCAUGGGGUCAUACCUGGGGCUUCCUGAAGUGCCCCUCCUCAAAACAGAGGGCUUUAUCUUUGUCAACAGUCGCACCCAGAGCAGACCGAAAGUGAAUAAAUGGCAGGACUUUCCAGGAGUCAUAGAAGAGUUCAACAUCCUGGAUAUUAGUACUGCACAGGGAAAAGGAGUGUAGUUCCAUGAAGUACAGUAGCUCUCAUAUUAUUCACCAAUCGUGUCUUAAUUAAUUCUGACUUUGAAAUUAUAUUAUUCAUGAGUUCACGUGGUAAUGGGAAUACAGGUGGGAAAUACAGGCAGCAUUAGCCUUUGGUACUGAUAUAAUGACUUUUUAUUACUCUGGUAUAUCCUGCUUUAUCAUUGAAUGUUUGACAAUCAUUCUACAUUCAUUUGUACUAGUGUCAUUUUAUUUGCACUUAGUAUAUUUUGUUCAGAUUUUUUGUCGUAUUCAAUCUUGUUUUUACAAAUCGUCUUUUCCAGCAUCAUUUUGUAUUUUCACUUUUUGCAUCUUGUUGAUGAUACCACCCUGUUAUAAUUUUCUGUUAAGCACUUGAGGCUGUAUGAAAUGUGCUGUAUCAUGCACCUUUGUAUUUUGAAUGAGCAUUCAUAAGUAGCUAAAUUCUUUAGACAAGUACAACUUUAAUGGAGUUAAACUACAGGGGCACACUAUAAUUUUAGAAUGACCUUGGUGUGAAUGAUGUCAAUAUUCAGUGGAACGAAACAAAUCAUUGUGAAUAAAAAUGCAACUGAAAUGUUAGGGAAUUGUAAUUCAGCUCACUUUUUAAAUCAGCCCCUGUGUGGGAAUGUGUAGACUGCCUCGGGGCACGUGGCCUGCCCUGUUGAGCAGGACUGUUAGAUGCUGGUUUGUAUUCCAGGUGUGUGCGGGUCUGGAAUGGAUGGCUGCAGUGUUGCUGUGCCGGUCUGAGUCUCCCAACGACGCAGCAGACAGCUGCGUGACCUUUAUUUACCUUAACUCUCUAGCACUGCCUCACUGCACGUCGUCCUUUCUAAACCAGCAGGGAAAAAUCUACAUCAUGAACAGCAUUCUUUUUUUCCUGUCACACAGAGAGGGAGAAUGUGGUUAGCAAGCCACAGUAAAAAAAAAAUUAACAAAAGCAGUCAUACAAAAAGAACAUCUUAACAUGAGCUAUUUACUCCAUUUUGUACUCUUAAGAUUUCUGGAAUGUGUAAAACACAUGUACAAUAGCAAUACCCUAAUCUGUUAUAGCCUUAACAAUGGGUUUGAUUUUUGAUAAAGCAUUUAAUAUAGAUAUGUAAUAUGUGCAUAAAGUGCAAGAACAUUUGCUUGUCUGACAGCCAGGGCUGCUCAGUAGCUUGUAGUGUGGUCUGUCUGUCGCUAGGCAGAACGCAGCAGCCUCAUGUGAACUUGCUGGGGGAAGUAAUAACUACAGUGUCUCUGUGGUGCAGAUACUGUUGAGCUGUGCGCAGAAUUUUAACAGACGGCUCUUAAUUUUUUAUUACUCAUGUAUAAAAUCAUGUAUUAUGCAGAAUGAUCAGUUGGACAGUCACAAGAAAUAAAAGCAUGCAAUUAUA
Messenger RNA from Anguilla rostrata (American eel), 4251 nucleotides. RefSeq names its product antiviral innate immune response receptor RIG-I-like. Gene Ontology annotation, cellular component: cytoplasm. The transcript is spliced from 18 exons. Bases 77 to 2875 code for a protein of 932 amino acids. Gene Ontology annotation, biological process: cytoplasmic pattern recognition receptor signaling pathway; antiviral innate immune response. NCBI's taxonomy places the organism in Eukaryota, Metazoa, Chordata, Actinopteri, Anguilliformes, Anguillidae. The record is from RefSeq and is a predicted model, not a curated record. Gene Ontology annotation, molecular function: ATP binding; zinc ion binding; single-stranded RNA binding.